Drosophila yakuba is the source of this 513-nucleotide messenger RNA. Its product is annotated as cyclin-dependent kinase inhibitor 1C. The coding region runs from base 1 to 513 and encodes 170 amino acids. The record is from RefSeq and is a predicted model, not a curated record. The transcript has 2 exons. Lineage: Eukaryota; Metazoa; Arthropoda; Insecta; Diptera; Drosophilidae.
AUGUUCAAAUACGCCGUUCUCAUCUGCGCCCUGAUCGCCUGUGCGGCUGCCAAGCCAGGAUUGCUUCACUCUCCUCUGGCAGCUCUUCCCGCUCCGGUGAUUGCUGCUCCCGCUCCUGUGGUCACUGCCGCCAGCAGCCAAGUCGUAGCCAGGACCUUCAAUGGCAUUGCCGCUGCUCCAGUGAUCGCCCAAGUUCCGGUGGCUCCUGCUCCAGUGCUGAGGACCCUAGCCGCUCCCCUAGCAGCUUCAUUCCGCGCUCCAGCUCCCGUUGCAUUCGCCGCUCCAUUGGCCGCUCCGUUGGCCGCUCCAUUGGCUGCUCCGUUGGCCGCUCCUCUUCCCGCUCCAGUGGCUGCUCCAAUCCUCAACAGAGUGGCUCCAUUUGGUGCCCCCAUUGCCACCCCCUUCGCUGCUCCGUACGCCCAUCCCUAUGCUGCGCCCGUUUUGGCCAAAUACGCUGCUCCACUGACUUACGCCCCAGCACCUUUGAACUAUGCCGCGCCCGCUUUGUGGUAG